Lampris incognitus (smalleye Pacific opah) is the source of this 4799-nucleotide messenger RNA. RefSeq names its product Sin3A-associated protein a (gene sap130a). Gene Ontology annotation, cellular component: Sin3-type complex. Gene Ontology annotation, biological process: negative regulation of transcription by RNA polymerase II. Bases 66 to 3275 code for a protein of 1069 amino acids. The record is from RefSeq and is a predicted model, not a curated record. The transcript is spliced from 21 exons. NCBI's taxonomy places the organism in Eukaryota, Metazoa, Chordata, Actinopteri, Lampriformes, Lampridae.
GGAAAAAAUAUAACCAAACAGCGACCCUGCUUAAUUAUUCUGUGAUACGGUCAUAAACAAUUGAAAUGAGCUCCCAGCAAUUCCCAAGACAUGGGAUGCCCGUCUCUACUGGGGGAACACCCCAGAUCCCUGGAUGUGGAACUUUAAUGCCUGUGAAUCAGCCAUCAAACCAGUCAGUUGGAGGAGAGAUAGAGAGUAGUCGUGAUGCUGACCAUGGGCCGCAAGAUCAUCCACCAAGCGGGGGUGGAGGAACAUUGGCAUUCAGAGAUGACAAACAAGAAACUGUGGUGGUCAGACCUUAUCCUCAGGUUCAGGCACACAGCCAGCCACAAGCUCCUCCCCAGACAGUGCCCAUCCAGCCUGGUACCCCAGUGACUGUGGCUGCACCUUCUGUCCACCUCCCACAGGGUCAACCAGCAACACUGACUGAGGGACAAAUGAAAGCUGUCCUGAAGUCACCUAUGCCGAGUCGUCUUAUUGCGCCAGCACCAGCUUCCAACCAAGCCCAUCUUCCUAUACCAGCAAAGGUGCCCAGUCACAUUACCGUAACCUUGGAGAGUAGUAUUGCUGCAACACCUUCCAUUCCUGUGGCAACCAUAAGCGGUCAGCAGGGUCACUCCAGUAACCUCCAUCACCUAAUGCCAGCCAACAUCCAGAUCAUUAGGAGCAAUGCUCCUGCUCUGCAGAUUGGGACCCCUGCUGUCCCUCCUCAGACAUUUACUUCCCAUUUACCUCGGGGGGCUGCUGCUGCAGCUGUGAUGUCAAGCUCCAAGACUGUCCUCCGGCCACAAUCUGGACCCAGUGCGGGUCCUGGCCAGCCAACAGUUCAGCACAUCAUCCACCAGACUAUUCAGUCUCGUCCUGCUGUUACCACCUCCACAGCCGUACUCCCAACAGUGGUGGCCCCUAUUACAGCAACCAGAACUCAGUCUCCAGUUAUUAGUCCAUCUGUUACACACUCUGCAGAGAUGGUGCACGGGCGCCCAGGGCUAACCAUUCACUCCCCUCCUGCCACCAUUAGUAUCCAGAGGCCUCAGACGUCCCGUGACACAGCCACACGUAUUACGUUGCCAUCACAUCCAGCAAUCGGUGCUCAGAAGCCUCAACCCCCACACACAAUGACACAGAAAUCUAUCUUCAGCACUGUGACACCAGUAGCUGCAGCAACAGUGGCACCAAUUGUUGCCACAAACACUGUGCCAUCAACUACAACAAUAGGCACUGUGCCACAUACCCAAAUGACCAGCAACACAAUUGUCACCAUGACAAUGGCCUCACACUCCUCUCAUGCUACAGCAGUCACCACCUCUGCCAUCCCUGUUGCUAAAGUGGUCCCUCAGCCCAUUGCCCACACAUCCCCCCGUGUCCAGCCUGACUACCCAGGAGAGAGAGCCAAUCUCAUUUCCAUCUCGGGCCACCGAUCCUCUCCUAACCCAGUCACCAUGGAAGCCAGAAGUGACAACAGGCCUUCUGUUCCAGUGCAAUUCCAAUACUUCCUGAACACCUACUCCUCAUCUCCGUAUCCCUUGACACACACUUAUACCCCCAUCACCAGCUCUGUCUCCACCAUACGCCAGUACCCUGUUACUCCUCAAGCUCCAAGCUCAGCAUUACCCACCCCAGCUGGAGUAGGAGUGGCCACUACUGUUCACCUAAACCCCAUGCAACUGAUGGCGGUUGACCGGAUUGGUCUACAAUCUGCACAAAUCAGCACCCAGGGGAUCCAGUCUGCACCAAUUGCUGCGCAGGGCAUCCAGCCCACACCGAUAGGAGUGCAGGGUCUGCACACUUCUGCAUCAAUCACCACACAAGGAAUACAGCAAGCACCAAUAGUUACUCAGCAGCAGCAGCAGCAACAGCCACAGCAGCAGCCACAGCCCGAAGCAAAAGCUGGGGUUGUUUUGACUGAUGGCUUUGUAGCUAGCCCCAUCAGCAGCACAUUUAGUACAACUCAGCCGGUAGCCACCAUGGUGCAAGCACAUGCCCAGGGAGGAGUAGGUGGAGCUCCCACCCUGGUUUCCUCCCCCAGACCCAGCAUCCUCCGAAAGAAACCUACUAAUGAAGGUUGUGUGCGCAAGAACUUGAUCCCUGCCCAGCCCAAUGAGUCCAACAGUGGCCGAAUUGAGAGUGGUGUGAGAGGAGCGGGCUCUCCCAGACCUGCAGGUGUGAAACCCAAAGCGGAGGUCCACAUGGCUAUGGCCCCUCCUGUUAUGGCGACAGUAGAGGCAUUGCCCUCUCAAGGAGGCGAGCAGCAGGCUGUGUCCUCACCUGCCCAGCACCUCUCCCAAGCCAUCCCCACCAUGCUGGCGCCUCCCGGGCCUGUUCCGCCCUCCCAGCCAUCGACAGUGCUCUCUGCUUUGCCGGCUGCCAUGGCAGUCACCCCCCCUGUCGCUGCCUCGAUGGCCAACACUGUGGCCUCCCCUACGCAGCCUGCAGCUAGUAGCACUGCAGCAUGUGCUACCAGCUCUGCCUGUCCAGAUGUGAAGAUCAAACAGGAGGUGGAGCCAAUGGAUACCUCCCAGCCAGUUCCCAAUGUGAACCUGCCAUCAGCACCCGCUGGCAACACCCAGGCUUCCAGUGUGAACACCCCCACCUCAGGAGAUCUGAUCCCUGGGGCAUCGCCUAGAAAGAAGCCUCGCAAGCAGCAGCACGUCAUCUCCACAGAGGAGAGUGAGAUGGUGGAGACCAACAGCACAGAUGAGGAGAGGGCCACUAACAGGCCCCUCACAGGCAGGGCAGAGAGGCGCGAGUCACCCCCAAGAGAAUACGUCGAUGAGGAAGGGGUGCGUUAUGUCCCAGUCAGACCACGACCACCUGUUACCCUAUUGCGCCACUACCGUAACCCCUGGAAGGCUGCCUAUCAUCACUUCCAGAGGUACAGUGACAUCCGAGUAAAAGAGGAGAAGAAGGGUUCGCUGCAGGAUAUGGCCAAUCAGAGAGGCGUGGCAUGCAGAGCACAAGGCUGGAAAAUUCACCUGUGUGCGGCACAGCUCAGGCAGCUGUCAAGUUUAGAGCAUGAUGUGUACAGCCGACUAUCCACCCUGCAAGAAGGUCUGAUUCCAAAGAAGAGAGCAGGAGCAGAUGAUGACCUUCACCGAAUCAAUGAGCUUAUACAGGGUAACAUGCAACGCUGCAAGUUGGUGAUGGACCAAGUGACUGAGGCCAGAGAUACCAUGAUGAAAGUGCUGGACCACAAAGAGAAAGUUCUGAAGCUACUUAAUAAGAAUGGUGCUGUCAAGAAGUCCUCCAAACUGAAGCGCAAGGAACGGGCAUAAAACUGGGGCAUGCUCCUAUGUCUACAUCACCUCCGACCCCUUGGACAGGGAGAAAGAGCUGCUCAGAAUUUGGUGCUAUGAUUUGCUGCGCACAAUCGCAGGCCCUAUCUGCCUGAGCGUGGACAGAGAUAAGCGCUGGGACGGUUCAAGACCUCGCAAGCAGAAAAUCCCAUCAGGAGUAGGUUCUCAUUCAAGAUGCAACACUUGUCCUGAGUGUAGGGAAUCAUUGGUUGUUAUACCGUUUUAUUUUCUCUCCCCUAUUUUUUUGUUUUUAUAUUUCUGAAGAGCCCAAGAGACCAUUUGUAGUGACUUUUUUGUUUCUGCCUCUUCCGUCAAAAGAAUGUGUUAGAAACAACGUAUUAUGUAGACCUAUGUAAUAUUUGGCACUCUGCUUCAUAUGAUGCUGUGGAGUGUCUUAAUGGAGCAGUGUAUCUCAGAUACCUUUUGGCCUGUCCGUGAAAAAGAAUUUCAGUUAAAGUGAAGGACCAGAGUGUUGUUUUACAGAGUAAAUCCCCUAAAGGAAUCCUAUAGUAAAACUGUGUCUUGACCUUGUGCUUUUUUUCAUCAGUCUGUGCCUUCAUUUUCUUGGUGUACCUGAGAUAGACAGGGAAGUGUAAGUGCCGUCCAUGUGCUAUCAAUCAAAAGAGCCAUCUUGAAAGAAUUUAUAGUGCAAAGGUAGAGUCAAAGAUCAAGUUCACUGUUUUGUUUUUUUCUCAGUGCACCCUCCCUUAUUUUUAUUUUAAAUCAGAUUUGACCAUCCAGUGUGGCCAAGCAUUUAGCUAUCAGACAUAUGUUUAGGUUUGAAAUAUAUUCUACACAGAAAUAGAUUAUGGAAAAGAACUCAGUGAACUGAGGAAAAAAGUAAUACUAUCAGAAAACCAAAAGUGGCACAUUAUACAUAAAGAUCUUAAAGGUAUGUAGUGUCCUUUAGAUGUUUAUUUGAUAUGAGAACAAACUGUAUAUGCAUAAUGCAGGGUUACCUUUACAUGUAAAACUGCUUUGAAUCCUCCAUCAAGAUUAAUGGAUAUCAUGAUCACAAUGUACAUUUACUUGGUUUCAAAAGGUACAGUGCUUGAAAGAGUAUCAGUGUGUAAUUAGAGUGGUGGAAUGCAUUUGUGUUAAUGUAAAAACACUGUAAAUGUACUAUUUGGUUGUUUUUUUCCCAUUGACUUGGUUCUUUUCAAGUUUUGUACUUAAUGAAAUAUUUUGUGCUGUGUGACGUGGCACUUCACUUGUAGAGUGUAAAAGUAAUUGCAUUAUGACGGUGAUUACUUAACAUGUGGCAUCAAAGCCCAAGAGCAUACAGGUUUUCAUACCAACCAAGGACUGGGCCAGCGGAUUUCACUAACUAAACCUUUAAUUACAAAGGGAGUUACUCAUUUGUUAUGAAACCUUCAGAACUCUUGGGCCUUGAAUGAACAUGGUUGGGAACCAUUGCAUUACAAGAUGAAGUGAGCCUGAGACAUCCAGCUUAUUGUACAUUGUUUUUGUCUGUGUAAUUAUAGUAAAGCUACUUCAACAAUA